AUGCAGACUCCUAAAGCAAGAAAAACUUGUACUGGAGCACCGCAAAAGACCUCUCCUCGAUCUAUUUCCUCUGAAGUGCCUCGUAAGACCUCUCCUCGAGCUGGUUCCUCGGAAGUGUCCCAAAAGAUUUCUCCUCAAGUUGUGCGCCAGCUUAAGACAGCUGCACGAGAUUCAGAUGAAGCUGCCUCUUCUUCAAAUCUGUCAAGUAGGAUUCCAAAAGAGAGAAGUCCUAAAGUUGCCGAUCACAGGCUAUCCCAAAGCCCAGUGUCCGAGAAGAAACGUCCAAGCGUAGUUGCUGAACGAGAACAUCAGAUAUCUCAGCUUGAGCAUGAUCUAAAAACUGUCAAGGAUCAGCUAUGCUCUUCGGAAGCAUCAAAGAAACAAGCGCUGAAAGAUGCAGAGGAAUCAAACCAGCUGCUCUUGGCCCUAUCAUCAGAGCUCGAAGAGUCCCAAAAGCAACUUUUGGAGCAGUUGAACUCUGAGAAAGGCCACAUAAUUGAGAUUUGUAAGAAUUCUGAAGAACAAGAUCAGACAUUACAAUCUGAACUUGAUGCUAUCAAAAAGGAUCAGUCGGUUGAUUCGACUGCAUUAACCUCUGCCCUAAAUGAGAUCAAGCAACUUAAAGUGCACCUUGAAAUGGUAGCAGAAUCUGAAGCUACCCAGACGAAGAACUCAGAAUUAGCACAAAGUGAGCUCCAUAAGCUAAAAGAGAACCUCGGUGAAACUCUUUCAAUUGUGGAAGAUAUGAAGAAACAGCUAAGAGACUGCAAAGAAUCAGAAGCUCGUGCCCAAGUACUUGUAGGAGAAACAUUAAUGCAACUGGAAACAGCAAAAAAGACAGUGGAGAGCCUCAGAUCGGAUGGAUUUAAGGCCAUUGAAGCAUAUGAUGCUAUAGCUUCUGAGUUGGGCCAGUCAAGAGCUCGCAUUACCUUUCUCGAAGAGCUUGUUAGCAAACUCAAGUCUGGUAUCAGUGAUUCUCAAAACGUAAGUGACUGUAAAACUGAUCUCAAAAGUAAAGAGAAUGAAAAAACUGAAGAAUCCAUUGAAGCAGAAGUUAUUUCUGUGAAACUUGAAGUUGAACGAUUGAGACAUGCUUUAGAAGCAGCUGAAAUAAAAUACAAUGAAGAGCAAUCUCAAAGUGCAGAACAGAUGAGAAGUGUUUAUGAAUCGAUGGAAAAGUUAAAGUCCAUAUCAAGCCAGAGAGAGGCUGAGCUUGAGUCUAAGCUACGCCGAUCCGAAGAUGAAAUUGAGGAGAUGAAGGCAAAACUGAUGGACAAGGAAACUGAAUUACGAGGUAUCUGUGACGAAAAUGAGCAGCUUACAACUAGGCUUGAAAGUUCGAUGUCAGAUCAGCGAGAAUAUGAACUGGAAAAGGAGCUUCAGAAAUCAAAGAACGACAUGGAGAAUUUGAGAGCCAAUUUGAUGGAUAAAGAAACUGAGUUGCAAUAUGUAGCAGAGGAGAAUGAAACACUGAAGUUGAAGAUACAGGAAAUCAACAUGGGUAACCUAAGUGAUGAAUUUGUGUCUGAAGUUGAGGCAGCAAGGUGUGCAGAGCAGGAGGCCCUUAUGAAGGUUGGGUACAUGACAGAGGAAGUUGAGAAGAGUAACAGGAGGACUGCUAGAAUGACUGAGCAGCUGGAAGCAGCUCAGGCAACCAAUGCGGAAAUGGAAACCGAGUUAAGGAGGCUAAAGCAAAUAUUCUUUAUGGCUUCUCAAACUUCUCAUUCGCGGACUCUCCUCUUCAUAACUCUCGUCUGCACUCUGCUGGUUAACUGCAGUGGAGAGUCUGAUGCCAAUGAAAAGGUAUUCAUUGUAUACAUGGGUGAUCUUCCCAAGGGCGAUUUCUCUAUUUCUUCAAUGCACUUGAACAUGCUACAAUCUGUCAUGGGCAGUAUAGACAAAAUUUGUGGGAUUGACAUUGCUAGAUUAGUGGGAUUGAUCUCCCUUGCCACAAUGGAAGAAUCCCAGACUCCUGUCACAAAAGCAACGGCCUCAGCAACAGUGUCUGAACCGGCGAUCGUCUCAACACCUAUAAACGCUAUGGUUGAUGGUAAUACGUUUCCUGCCAAUGGAAACGUAAUAUCUCUUAAUGCCUCCUCUUAG
Molecule: messenger RNA, 2103 nt
Organism: Fraxinus pennsylvanica
Lineage: Eukaryota; Viridiplantae; Streptophyta; Magnoliopsida; Lamiales; Oleaceae
Source: the annotation of a GenBank genome assembly